Molecule: messenger RNA, 2039 nt
Organism: Umbelopsis ramanniana AG
Lineage: Eukaryota; Fungi; Mucoromycota; Umbelopsidomycetes; Umbelopsidales; Umbelopsidaceae
Exons: 4
Coding region: 249-1838 (529 amino acids)
Biological process (GO): eisosome assembly; endocytosis; negative regulation of protein kinase activity
Cellular component (GO): eisosome filament; plasma membrane
Molecular function (GO): lipid binding
Source: RefSeq, a predicted model, not a curated record
CCAUGUACACCGAUAGCUAGCUCGUAUCAUCGCUGUGAAAAUGUACCCAGUAUGAAGAUGAAGGGGUCCUAAAUUCCAGCUACAAUUGAGCGUUUGGUCGUGAACAGUCUUUGACAAGCUUUGCGAUGCUUUGCUGAGCGCGCAAAGCCAGCUGCCUUUCAAUACGCUUUGCCGCAUUUAGGCAUGGUGAGCAUGGUCUGCUACACCAAAAUUAGGAGCUACACAGCUACUGACGUCCUGAUCUCAUAAUGUCUUCCAUUAACCCAUUUCAUCAAAUAAGAACCCAUCUUGCCAAGAGCGCGGGCAAUAUCUAUCAGGAUGACAAGCACUUUUACGUAUUCUUGCAGGAGGAAAAGAAUGGUUUAGAGCUUUUCAAGCAACUGGCUGGACAGAGAAGGCAGGCAGGUCACGCAAUGGUGACAUAUGGAAGACCACUUGGAGACGAUCUGACAGACGUCACAGACAAAGUGGGGCAGUUGAUGAAUUGCUGGAGCGACGUGUUGCAGGAAUUUGCCAAUAACUUUGAGCAAUAUCGGAAUACAUUCAAGACAAUCGCAGAAAGAGAGAAAGUCCUGAUGUCGGACAGGGAAAAGAAGCGAUCGCUGGAGGAUAGGAUUCAUUCAACGCAACGUAACCAGCCAGAAGCAGUUCAUCGCAUCAACGAAUUUAAAACACAGUUGGCGGAUUUGGAACAGAAAAUGCUUCCUGCUGAGACUGAGAUUGGUAAUUACAAGAGGAUGGCCACGAAGGAAGCGCUAUAUUUGUUAUUCAAUGGAAUGCACGAGUUAGGAAGCAAGACUGACAUCAUUGCCACCACUGCCAAAUACUGUGCUGACCAAGUGAACGUUCAUCCUAUCCAACCAGGGGAACAACGGGAACCUUAUCGAGGUACCACGCAGACAUCCAACAUGGUGAAGGAUGCCAAGAGAGCGCUUGACAGUUGGACACCGGAUCAAAACAAAGUUCGUCGAACACUAACCUCUGCUAACCGCGGACGCAACCCUCUCGUGGGCCGCAGACGACCAAGUGACGUGGACAAGGAAUUGCCCGAGAUACCCGAGCCUUCCCAAUCUCAGGACAGGUUGGAUGCACCUAAUCCUAUGGCUUCGUUAAGUACGCCCACCUCGCAACGUGAUCGGGUUCGACACAGAACAACGUCCAUUACCAACGCAAACGAUGAUGAAUACGACACUCGAUCAUCCUACCGUCAUUCUACACCUAUCGCCGCGGCGGACUACGAUCCACGUAAACCAGAUGAAAUUAGACCACCUUCUCCAUGGGAUCAUCAUUCACCCUCGCCACCUUCUCGUGGCCCCUCCCCGACCUACCCCCCUGGAUCCUAUUACCUCACACCUCCGGAAUAUCAACAAUACUAUCAGUUUUAUGAGCAGUACACUCCACCUCAACCUUGGGAAGAAGCGGCCGGCCAGCUAAUUCGAUCACCGGCUGUGUUCCAUCCUACUGCACAUCCAACGGAAAGUCGACGAGAUGCUGGAGGAUUUGUUUUGCCGGGAAGUGUGCCAUCUGAACAUGAGCCCGAGCUCCGUAGUCCUACGCCCACCUCCAACCCUCAGACCUCGGAGUUCAACAAUGCACCUAAACAGCAGCAGGAUCAGCAGGAGAACACGGCCAAGGAAGAUGUAAAAAACCAGAACACAGGUCAUAUGCCCGGGAACUUUCCAAGCGAUGGUGCAGCCAAGCCUGAUAAACUAGGGAAGCCAGAGCCUUCACAAACUAAACUUGACACGGCCAAGCCCAGUACUGCGAACACAACAGCUGGUGGUGGUCAAAAGGUGUCGGCGCUGUUAGCCAAAUUUCAGAAUCUGGGUAACAAGUGAUAUUGCAGAUCACUGCUAUCAGGACAUAUUUGAAUCCCAUACAAACAUGAGCACCGUCAUGUCCACUCGGAAUUGGGAAACCCCAAUGUUUCAUUAUUUAACGCUAUGCUAUCUAUUUACAUACUCAAAUACACACUUCACAUUUUUCCCAACGUCGCUGAUGAUAUACAUAAAUAACGAUCUCUGGAUCAAUAAAUACAA